UCCGAGGAGGUCCCACCGGCCGGCCCCUGCCCUCAGCCUUCCCCUCACUCUUAACUUUAGUAGCGUCCGGCGGCCAGGAGUUGCGUGGCUUAACUCUGCGCCGUGGAAAGAACCGUCUCCCGGUUGCUCUGAGCAAAGCCCCCGGCAGAUUCACUCCGUUCCCCGUCAGCUUUGCGUCAGAAGAAGGAGCAGACAGUCCCCCGUACGCCGUCCCGUUUUUCUCCUAAUCGUACACAUCUCUUCCCUGCCCCUUCUCGCUCGUCUGUUUUCCAGGCGGAAGCAACAGGCUAGCUGUUUCCCAGUCCUCAAGGGCUGAGAUAGUUUUAAGUGGGAACUUGCAUGUCACAGAUGUAUGCAGCUGAAGAAACUGGUGGAUGAGAAUAGAAAUGCUCUUCAUGAUUUGAAAAAAGCUGAUGAGCCUGCACCUGUGGGGAAUUACAAUCUGAGGAAAGAAGAAGAAGAAAAGCUAUUGCUAAAACUCUCUCAGCAGCUGCAGAAACUUGUUCUUGUCUUGGAUCAGGAUAACGUGACUACAAAUUAUGCAGCGGAUGAAGAAUAUCAGAAAGAUCCUCAAACAGAAGAUGAAAAUGAAGAGGAUGAGAGUGAAGAUGAAGAAAGUAGUGAGGAGGAAGAUAGUGAAGAAGCAGAUGAUGAUGAUGAGGAUAAAUUGUUGGAUGAUCCAAAUGUUAAAAAAUGUAUUGCAGUGGGAAACUUUAAUGCACAGCAGGAAGGGGACCUCACAUUUACGAAAGGUGAAGUCCUACUUAUACAUGACAAGAAGGUGGAUGGCUGGUGGGUAGCCGAAAACUCAAAAGGGGAGAGAGGCCUCGUUCCUAGAACCUACCUUGUGGUCCAUAAUGAAGAUGGCGAAAGCCAAGAGCAAAUUGAAGAACACAUAGAAGUGGUGGAUGAAACAGCAGAUGGAACCGAAAUUAAAAAAAGAACAGAUUCUCACUGGAGUGCUGUAAGAAGAGCUAUCACAGAGAAUGACACAGUAGAGGUACUGGCAACGAUAGGAGCAGUUCCUGCAGGAUUCCGCCUAUCCACACUUUUCCAGCUCUUAGAGGAAGGCUAUCAGUUUCGAGCAAGUUACUUUUUGCAGCCUGAACUUACUCCAUCACAGUUGGCUUUCAAAGACUUAGUGUGGAACUCUGAAAAAAAUACUAUCUAUCCUAGACCAACUCGAGUAUCCCUGAUUGUGACUUUAUGUAGCUGUAAAAUGAUUCCUCUCCCAGGAGUCAGUAUACAGGUUCUCAGUAGACAUGUUCGACUCUGUCUAUUCAAUGGCAAUCGGGUGCUGAGUAACAUUCACACAGUGAGAGCUACAUGGCAACCUAAAAAUCCUCAAACGUGGACCUUUUCUCCAAGGGUAACGGGCAUUUUACCCAGCUUGCUCGAUGGUGACUGUUUUGUCAGAUCCAACUCUGUGUCUUCAGACAUUGGUAUAUUAUUUGAACUUGGCAUCACUUAUAUUCGCAAUUCAACAGGUGAAAGAGGAGAGCUAAGCUGUGGCUGGGCAUUCCUGAAGCUUUUUAGUUCUAAUGGAAUGCCUGUUCCUUCCAAGAUGUAUGAGCUGCUAUUAAAUGGUGGUACUCCCUAUGAAAGAGGCGUUGAAGUUGACCCAUCAAUAUCAAGAAGAGCAGGCAGUGGUGUUUUUCAUCAGUUUAUAACACUCAAGAAACAGCCUGUGCUUGUAGUGAAACUGAGGUCAUUAUGUGCACGGUCAAAAGACAUCCUGAAUUUGCUACCAGAAACAUUAAUUGGCAGUAUGUGCUACAUCCAUCUCUUGAUAUUUUAUCGACAAAUACUUGGUGAUGUACUCUUGAAAGACAGAAUAAGCAUGCAAAGCACAGAUUUAAUCUGUAAUCCUAUUUUAACAACUUUCCCUCAACUCAUGGAUCAACCAGACCUGAUGGAUGCACUUCGGAGCGCUUGGGCAGAUAGAGAAAGAACAUUGAAGAGAUCUGAGAAGAGAGAUGGAGAAUUUCUGAAGUCUCUGUUUGUCCUGGUGUACCACGACUCUGUCUUCCCUCUCCUCCAGUCCACUUUCCUCCCUGACUACAAGUGGGCUGAAGAAGAGUCUGAAGCAUCUCGCUGGAAGGCCAUUGCUGACUUUUUGAAAAAGAGCCGAGAGAAUGAUGGUGCACUUCAGUAUUUGCUGUCACCAGAAAACACUCACAGAGCCUUUGAUAUCUCAGAGCUGGCUUACGAUUUCUUAGAAGUGAGGAAAAACAAUCCUGGGGUAUGAAUGGAUUAUAGAAAACAAUACGGGCUAUGUAAGAAUGGGGUAACAAUAUAAAUAAAUUCUUACAAAGAAGAAACUGUGUACUAUCUGAAUUGUAAUGAAUAUUUUAACAUAUUUAACAUUUUGAGAGACUAAAAUUAUUUUAUCAGUUUAACUAAUGUAAAUUGUAUUUUAAAUUUUGCCCUUUGCAAUGUUAGACAAGGCUAUGGUUGUCUGUUGCUAAGUGUACCUGUUGUAGCCACAUCGAGUGUCCUAUUUUGCCUAAGCUGAGCAAAUGCUGAGGCAGCACUUUUCUCCUCUCAUGCAGCUUCCAAUUAAUUUACAGUUUUGUUUUAAUCAGGGUGAACAAAAGACUCUUUUUCACAGUACCCCAGUCGAUGAGUAACAGGCAAGGAAAAUAGCUAUGACCUUUAAGAAUGCUGCUGAGCAAGGUCAGCCAGGUUAGGGAAAAAACUCAUCUCUUGUCCAAUCAGUGGACAGCAGGUUGCUCUGUAUUUAGACUGUUUUACUGUUUUUCUUUCCCACUCAGGAAAAGGUUGGGUUAUUCAUAGGAAUGUGCUUUACCCACCUAAUACAAAUAAAAGCUGGCGAGAAUUCAGGGCAUGCUGUGUUUCCCCUGCACAUGGUCGUGCCAUACGGUAGUUCCCUCUGUGAUGACUUUCUAGGGCAGGCUAAGGAGCUGCGGGGUACUCCUCAGGUGGACCAGGAUGUUAAAGGCUUCUUUCCCCUGAGCAGUUUGUAACCACAGGCUGUAUGUGCUGCCUGCUCCCAGGGGCAAGUUAUUCAUCCAAUUUCUCUUUUGUGCUGGAGUGUCUGGAUGCUUUCCACAUGCUGAUGGGUAUGUUGCCACCGUGUCCCACGAGGCAGGCAGGCACUGAGUCACGUGUGGAUUUAAGUCUGAGCCAGGCACUAGUUUUGUCUGGUAUGAAAUGUUGUUUUAAAGCCGGAUCUUUCAAAGACCACAGCACGCUGCAUGGAGCCCGAAGCCAGCUCCCACUGACAGCAUUUGUAAACUGGAGCCUCCAGAAAUGCCACAAAGCGCUUCCCCCUGGCCUAGGAGGGGCUCGGACAAUAAGAAACAGCAUGGAUUUGAUCUUUGCUCUGUAUUGUGCAAGAGCUUGUCAUAGACUCUAAAUUCUUCAGGCAUCGCAUCCUAACAGAGAGAUGAUAUUUUACUAGGAUGUUGUCCUCCUGCUGUAGCGUGUUGUCUAAGUUAGUGGAGUCAUUCUGUCCUCUCUAGGCCAUGAGGCAGAUUCCACCUUCAGCCUUUCAUCCCACCAGUUAUUGGUGAGUUAUGAGGUGAGGCAGAGUCCACUGGAGGAAAUGGCAUGUGCUUGUUGAAUCCAACAGGUAGAAAUGAAAGCUGUCCCAGUAGCUGUCCUUCAGACCCUUCUGGGCACUUAGGAGCACACAGGCAAACCCUGUCUUUUACCAGUGUGUUGAGUUGUCUGUAAAAAUGUUCGGCUGCAAGUUUUUGAAGGCUGGACGUGCCCGGUGGGUGUGGGGGAAUCUGAUGUGAACACGGAGCAGAAACUUGAACAGAAAGGGGAGGAGGCAACAAUAGUAGAAGCAAAAAUAUUUCAGGCUUGAAAGAGUGCCAAGGACAAAAAUUGAUUGCAGGAAAUGUUUUUGCCCUGGUGUGGUGUAGGAUUUUUUUCUCUCCCCUC
Molecule: messenger RNA, 3912 nt
Organism: Harpia harpyja (harpy eagle)
Lineage: Eukaryota; Metazoa; Chordata; Aves; Accipitriformes; Accipitridae
Gene: NPHP1
Product: nephrocystin 1
Exons: 19
Coding region: 353-2248 (631 amino acids)
Biological process (GO): protein localization involved in establishment of planar polarity
Cellular component (GO): cilium; cytoplasm
Molecular function (GO): protein binding
Source: RefSeq, a predicted model, not a curated record